CGUUUUGUCAAAAUUGGUCUUAUGAAAUAAUUGAUAUAUUAUGUACUUUGUUAAAAUUAAGAAUAAAUCAAGUAAGAUUUUUAUCCAUUCAAAGCUGCCAUUUAAGAAUCCAAUAAUUUACAGGAUAUACUGAAUGUUUCAAAAGCUAAUUUCAUUUAAAUCAUAUAAAAGGGCAUACUGCAGUUGCCGCUUAUUUUCUUUGAUUACAAAAAGAUCUCAUAAUUUAUUGUGCAAUAUGAAUGUACAACAAAUGAAUCCCAGAUUUAUUGGAACACCAAAAGAAAAGUUCGCAUUUUUCAACACUUUAUUAUGCUUAGUAAAAUCUUUGCAAGGACAAUAUGUAAAUGUAGAUUUGCGUAAUGACUCAAAUGUAUGUGGACUGCUUCUAACAGUUGAUGGAUUUAUGAACUUGUCAUUCUCAACUGCUGUAUAUUGUGAUCCACAAGGAAAUGAAUUUUUCUUUGAGAAUAUUUUUGUUCAAUGUCGCAAUGUUAGAUAUGUUCAUAUACCAGAACACGUAUCAAUAAUAAAUAAUAUUAAGAAUGAAGUAGCAAGAGAAGUUAGGAAUAAACCCACAGGGACGGCAAUGAAUAAAUCAAGGAAAGCUAAGAAGGCGUAUAACCAGCACAUGCAGACAGUGGCAUCACUUUACAUGAAUAUGAAUUGAUAUAUGGAGAACCUGGAAUGAGAGUGGUCUAUGAUACAAAAUAAAUGUUAUAAGAUAAGAAACCAAAAGUGUUUAAAGUGUUGUACUUAUGAACGUAUGUUACAUUGAUGUUAAAAAUUUAUACAGUAGUUAAAUAGAUAUAGUUCGGAUUUAUUUAUCGUUUUUAUGUUCAAAGAUGCUGAUAUAUGGAUUUAGCCAAAAAUGUUAAAUAGACCACAUUAGUUCAAGGUUAGCCAUUUAAUGACUUUUAUUAACGAAUUUUCUUAAAAUUAAGUAUGGUUUUUAUUUUUCCGGUUGAUUUUCUGUACCAGGAUAUAUUACAGUAUCUGUGGGCAU
Molecule: messenger RNA, 1003 nt
Organism: Papilio xuthus (Asian swallowtail)
Lineage: Eukaryota; Metazoa; Arthropoda; Insecta; Lepidoptera; Papilionidae
Product: U7 snRNA-associated Sm-like protein LSm10
Exons: 5
Coding region: 134-667 (177 amino acids)
Biological process (GO): mRNA 3'-end processing by stem-loop binding and cleavage
Cellular component (GO): cytoplasmic U snRNP body; nuclear body
Molecular function (GO): histone pre-mRNA DCP binding; U7 snRNA binding
Source: RefSeq, a predicted model, not a curated record